AUGGAACUAGAUGUAUUGGAUCAUUUAAUCUCAAAUGCAUCAAAAGAAGUGGGCAUCGACCAGCUUUUCGGAUAUUUUAAAAGAAGUGAAGGAAAUUUAGUUCAUGUACUUUUUGGAGUACUCCUGAGGAGAAAGAAAUUUCAGCAGUUCUCCGAUAAACUUCUGCUGCCUCCAGUGCGCCCAUGUGAUGGAGAUAAAAAGUGUCUUAUUAUUGAUUUGGAUGAAACAUUGGUGCAUUCUUCAUUCAAGCCGGUGAGGAAUCCGGACUUUAUAAUACCGGUUGAAAUCGAUAACGUUAUUCAUCAGGUUUAUGUGUUGAAACGGCCGUAUGUGGAUGAGUUUCUGGAAAGGAUAGGUGACAAGUUUGAGUGUGUGUUAUUCACAGCCAGCCUUGCCAAAUACGCCGAUCCAGUUGCUGAUUUCUUAGAUAAACGGGGUGUGUUUCGCGCACGAUUAUUUCGAGAAUCUUGCGUUUUUCAUAAGGGUAAUUAUGUCAAGGAUUUGACAAGACUUGGACGCGAUUUAAAGAAAGUGAUCAUUGUGGAUAAUUCACCAGCUAGUUACGCUUUUCACCCUGAUAAUGCAAUUCCGGUACAAACAUGGUUCGAUGAUGCGAACGAUGUCGAAUUGUUAGAUAUAAUCCCAGUUUUGGAACAACUUGCUGAAGUGGAUAGUAUUUAUACGGUAUUGAGAAACAGUAACGAUGAUAUGCGGCGAAGUAUUUUGUCGGAACAAAUUGAAACCAAUAGGUCAUCUUGA
This is a messenger RNA of Cercopithifilaria johnstoni, 759 nucleotides long. NCBI's taxonomy places the organism in Eukaryota, Metazoa, Nematoda, Chromadorea, Rhabditida, Onchocercidae. The record is from the annotation of a GenBank genome assembly.